Penicillium daleae is the source of this 564-nucleotide messenger RNA. Its product is annotated as PaaI family thioesterase. The record is from RefSeq and is a predicted model, not a curated record. Bases 1 to 564 code for a protein of 187 amino acids. Gene Ontology annotation, molecular function: fatty acyl-CoA hydrolase activity. Lineage: Eukaryota; Fungi; Ascomycota; Eurotiomycetes; Eurotiales; Aspergillaceae. The transcript is spliced from 9 exons.
AUGACCGCCCUGAGAUUUGUCAAGUCUGUCUGGGAGUCCUUUCGGGCUACUUCGGGUUUAGAGCCUCGGCUGUUGAAUAAUCUGCGCGUCACUGCGGCCAGACCCGGAACUGUCAAUUUUGAACUGGACAUCCAGAAGGAACAUACUAACCGCUUGAAUAUCCUUCAUGGCGGUACUAUUGCAAGCAUGGUUGACCUUGGAGGUUCUUUAGCUGUUGCUUCUCGUGGACUAUUCGCCACUGGCGUGUCCACUGACCUGAAUGGUAUGUUAGCCACGAGCAACACUGGCCUUGCGCAGAGCAAGAGCCUCCGCGUCUACUUACAAACAACUUACUCAAACUGUCGUUCAGUAACUUAUCUCAGUUCUGGUGGUAAGAUUGGUGACAAAAUCAUGGCAGAGGUCACCUGUGACAAGUUUGGCAAAACCCUCGCAUACACCAACAUCAAGUUUACCAACGAGAAGGGCGAUGUCGUCGCUCGUGGAAGCCACACCAAAUAUGUUAGCUUUGCUUGGAAGGAUCCUCAGAACAUUGUCGAGGAAAUAAACAAGCUUCAGCAAGAUUAG